Messenger RNA from Acanthochromis polyacanthus (spiny chromis), 9165 nucleotides. RefSeq lists its product as uncharacterized. Gene Ontology annotation, cellular component: nucleus. Bases 292 to 1773 code for a protein of 493 amino acids. The transcript has 5 exons. The record is from RefSeq and is a predicted model, not a curated record. Lineage: Eukaryota; Metazoa; Chordata; Actinopteri; Pomacentridae.
UGCCUGCCUGUGCGCAGGCACUGCGUGCGCGGGCCCCGACAUGUGGGCGGGAUGUGGAUGCGAUGCGCGUCUAUUCGGAUGUUUUCGGUGCUCUGGAGCCGCUGAACACGCGCCCAGCAGCGGCCGCAGAGAGAAGCAGCCGGAGGAGACGCGCUGAAGAGCCGCCGGAGCAGCGCAGCGAGCCGCGGCACAUUUUCACGCAGCUUCCCGUCAGGGACCGAGGGCAGGGGCUGGGCGGCGGGCUCCGGUCCAGAAGAAUGAGAGAGCCCUCUAACCGGAGGGGGCGCAAACAUGAACGGGGCCGUGUACAUUUCGUUCUUCCAGGGCCAGCUGGAGUCCGUGCUGGAGCAGGUCGUUCAGCUCGCCGUCCAGGAAAUCAGCAAGUCGGUCGGCUCCAGUCUCAACGCGCUGCUGCUGGAAACGGCCGUGAAGGAGCAAGAAAACCGCCGGCUGCGGCUCCAGCUGCAGGCGAAGGAGACCCGGGGCCGAGCCUCGGACGGAGGACCCUCUCCGGCGUCCGGUAAGAAGCCUGGCAAAGCGGCGGGCGACGAGAGGGCGGACGGCGGCAGGACAAAGCCCCAGCAGCCGCAGCUCCACGCCUCCGGAUGGCAGGGCGCCGAGCCCGGUGGACUCACCGACACACGCCGACUAGAGCAACGAGGACGAGUCGUGGACCAGCUGAAGUCCGUCAUGGAGCAGGUUCUGGACUUCGCAGUUCGUGAACUGACCAAGAUCGUGGAGGCUUCGUUCGAUGACCUGCUGCUGGAGAUCACCAAGAUGGAGCGCGAGCAGCAGGCGCUGGAGGAGCGUCUGGACAAGGGUGCUGAGCGAGGGGGCGGAGAGAAGGGCCGAGGGGGCGGAGCUUCUGGGAGGCGUCGAGGGUCGGAGAACGACUCGGUGUCGCCAAGCGGCUCGGAGGACACGCGAGAGGAACUGACUGAUGUCACCGUUUCCAAGGAGACGGCCGGGACAGAAGACCCGGCGCGUCCCCCGGUUCUGUCAGUCUCCCAGGACUGGGUUCCCAUCCUGGACAAGGUCUUUGGGCAGAAGUGGUGCAGCGACGUCUGGCAGAUCAAGGAGCUGGGCGGAAAUGAUGGCAGGCGUGGCCUGGGGGAGGACGGGCCUCAGCCAGCGGAGCGUCUCUCCGCCCCCUCAGUGACCCUGGAGCCCUCCCCCUCCUCCCCCCAGCAGGACCCCCGAUGGACACCGCUGGAGGACAUGGAGGUGUUUUCACCGGACGAAGACGACGCCCAGAGGAGCCACGCCUCCAACGCCACGCCUGCAGCCCCACCUGAACCCCCCCUCAGCCCCACAGGUCGCUGCUCGUCGGCCUCCAUGCUUCAUCGCCUGCUGACUCUCCCGUCUCAGCUGCUGGAGGAUGAUGAGGAGGCCGCCGCCGCCGCCAAGGAAACGCUGGUCACCCUGGCGACAGACGGCGCCAUCGAGCAGCGAGACAGCGUGGAGCCGCGGGAGCGACCAAUCAGGGAAGAGGAGGAGGACGAAGAAGAGGAAGAGGAGGACGAGGAGGAGAAGGGCAGGAAGAAGAAGCGGCGCCGGGUUUGGUCUGAAUGUGAGGAGUGCGGUCGGCGAUUCAGCCGGAUGUCUCUGCUGAAGGCUCAUCGUCAGACUCACGGCACCGACAUGUCGUCUCCGUCGUCACUGCCGACAGACUCCGUCUCCCCGCUACGCUGCUCCGAGUGCGGUAAGAGGUUCUCCUCGACAACCCGCCUCCAUAGUCACGUCCGGACCCAGCACCCCGGCAGCCGGGCCUGAGCUGAACCUGGACCAGGCGGACCAACACAAGCUCAACGACAACCACACCGCAGACCUGAGCCGGACCAGAGCCAGACCUGAGCUGGACUAGAAUCUGCAGCUGAACAUUUGACUGUACCAGACGUGAGCAGCAGGUCUCAAACACUCCGGUCAGAACUGGUACUGUAGACUCUCCACAGAACCACAUCACCUGAUCCAGGUUCUGUUGUGGAUCUGGUUCAGUCCAGUCCAGAUGUUUGUCAGCGCAACCCUGAAUACCCGGUUCCUCCGUUGGCUCGGAACCUUCAGAACCGGAUCUUCAACAUUUAAAGUUGUUUGAGGUAAAAAGUAGAAACUAAAUGGAUUCAUGAGGGAUUUAGUCAGAAAACAACUGAAUGCUGCAGAACCAGAACCUGAGAACGGGAUGUGAAGAUUUAACGACAGCAAAUUAGAUUUCAUUUAAUUAACUGAUGAAAUUUAUCAUUUAAGGCAAAAAAAAAUUUUCUUUAAUUUUUGAAUCAAGUUGGAAGGUGAAUUUUACUUUCUUUUAUUCAUUGAGGAAUUGUUUUAUUUAACCCAAAACUCAAAGAAGUUCUUCUUAUAAAUCAGAAAAAUGCAUAUUCUCAAAUUUUUUUGUAAGUUAAAAGGUUUAUUUCUUUAAUUUUAACUUGUAUUUGUUCAAAAUGACCUAAAUAUCUGCAUGUUUUAACUGAAUUUAAUCAUAAUAAUUGAUUACCGGAGGAAUUUUCUUCAAACCAACUCAAAGAAAUAAUUUCGGUCAGAAAACUGCAGACUUUCGCAUUUGACUGUUUCAAGCAAUGCUUUUUUUCUCCCCAGUUUUCACUUAGUUUCACACAGACAUAAAAACCUGAAUAUUUUAGCAGGAUUUGAGAGUUUUGAGCUGAAACUCUGAAUUCUUUAAACCGUUUUUAACUCAAAAGGAUUCAGUUUCUGAUCCCACGAAGAAAAGCAACAAACUUGCAUCUGAAAAAAACUGGAGCAUAUUUUUCUUUUCUUGAAAUGAUUAUUGAUGUUUCUGAGCAGCUGUUUGGAGAAUCUGAUCAGGAUCAAACUGAAGGGAAAACGCACACGAGGUCCUUCUUCUUCUUCUGCUCCUGGGAAGGUGAGCGAGGCGAAGCUCCACCCACUGCAGGGGAAUUCUCUUUGCAAUAAGCUCGUCACCGCGGCAGCUGGACGCUCGGAGCUCCGCCUCCCGCCUCCUGUGAUUGGACGUGUACAGACGGACAGUGGAUUUUGUACCCGUUUGGUUUUAAAGUGCCCUUUUAUGGUUCCACCUCCUCUUCUGUUGUGACUUCUGAUUCUUGUCAAGUGCAUUUCUGUGGUUUAUUGGACUUUUCUGGAGAAACACGAAGAACUUGUGCUUCAGUGGCAUCGUGAGUCUGAAUGUGAAUCUCGGCGGUUUUGUUUCCUUUAUCAUUGUACAGUUUAAAGACGUUUGCUCCUCUCCUUCCUCAGCGCUUGUACCUGCACAGCUCCAUGUAUGGAAGCUCAUUUCUGCCAGAAAGAGACCAGAAAACAAUCCAAGAAAGCAAUUUCAGUGAAUCAAAAAUGUGGCAACUUGAAUUCAAAACCAGAUUCACUGAAGUCGAAAUUAUUGGAUAAUUAAUCAGAGUUUUACCUCAUAAAAUCAGGAUUAUGGUAUAAGUCUAAAUUCUGACUCAGUAAAUCAAGAUUAUGGUAAAAAAAAAUCUGAAUUUUGACUUAAAAAUUAGGAUUAUUAGAUCAUAAAUCAGAUUUGCAAGUUAUUGAAUCAGGAUUUUAAGAUUAAUUUGGAUAAAUUCUAAUUUAAGUCAGAAUUUUGACUCGUGAAGUCAGGAUUGUUAGAUAAUAGGUCAGAGUUUUACCUCAUAAAAUCAGGAUUACGACAAAUGAAGUGAGACUUUUUACUUAAAGCUUUGUAUUAGACAAUAAGACAGAAUCUUGACUUGUUAAAUCAGGAUUAUGCCAUAAAUCACAAUUGCAACUCAUUAAAUCAAGAUUCUGAGAUAUUAAGUCAGAAUUUUUACUCGUGUCAUGAUCAUUAGAUAACCGGUCAAAAUUUUCACUCGUACAACAGGAUUAUGAUGAAUAAAGUCAGAAUUUUGACUUUGAAAUUAGGAUUAAUAAUCAGAAUUUUGACUGAUUCAGUCACAGUAAUGACACAAGUCAGAAUUCUAAUCAGGAUUAUGAAUGAUCAGAAUCUUGAUUGGACAACAUGAUUUUCUUUUUUUGUGUUUCAAACAUUUCUGCUGUUUUAUUUUAUUUGGCAGAAAUAGUCUUCCAUACGCCCACGACUAUAAAUGAGAUUAAACAAAGCACAAAAUAUUAAUGAUUUUCUUUAGUUCCCAAGUGACAGAUGUCUGUAAUCAAUAGGUGAUCAAAAACACAAAUAAUGUUGACAAACAGAUUAUUUAAUCAGUGGAAUAAUUCAGAGGCUGUUAGAGCGCUUUCAGUUUUAUUAUUUUUAUUCACAAAAUCCCUGCUGUUAUAUAGGAGCCCAUUUGUGCCUAAAGUAGGUGAAUUUCAUUAACAAAAAAUCUGUUUGAUUUAUACAAAAAUUACAAUGAUUGUUUAAAACGGUGAGACUAUAGUUACAUUAAUUUUGUCUGGCUGUUUUUCGCUAUUAAAAUAAUUAUGGGAGCCUAUUCGUGCCAAAAAUUAACCAAUGUAAGCAAUUUGAUGGAUUUCUGACAAAACUCUUAACAUAAUGAUCCUUCAACACUAUGAAAUUAUGAUGUACCAUUUUUUACUUAUAUUUCCCCCAAAUAUCUCUUUUUGUGUGGUAAAUAAAAAACACUUCUGAGAACUAAUUGCUGCCAAAAAUAGAUAAAAUAUGAAAAUUUUUAGGUUCAGAAAUUGGUAAAUGCAGUAAUUCUAACGUAAUUAUUCUUUCACCCAGUAAUAUUAUAUUGAUAUUAUACCAGUUUUCCUGCAAUACAGAUAAUAUAUCUCCCCAAAUUAUAGUUUAGUACCUAAAAAUGUAUCUGUAUGGGAGCCCAUUCUUGCCAAAAAAUUGAUAAACUGAUAAAUUUUACACCAGUUUGCCCUCUGUAUGUCACAGUAGACCUUCAAUGUUUUCCCUUAAAGGACCCUGUUACCUGCUACUGACCCAUGAAGUCAGGAUUAUUACAUAAUAUUUGUUUCUCUGUGACUUUAUUGUACUUUGCAAUUGAUAUUCAUUCAGUUGCAUUUUUGCUUAAUGUCCGCAGUACACUUAUUUCAUUUCAUAUAUUUAAAUCACCAUAAAUUUUUCGUCACGGCUCCAUUCUUUUAAAUUGAUGCUCUCGACUGACUGCUACGGAACACUUUCAGCGUCUGAAAAGAAAAACACAAGUGUACCAUGUAACGAGGACAGACUGCUCACUCUGGCUGUAGUUUGAUUGAAAUCAUUCCGACCUUUCCAUCUGGGUUGUUUAGUAGCAGGGGGAGAAGGAGGCAAAUGAUCAGAAAACAUGUCGGCGGUUUAUCCUGAUGAUUCUCGUGUAUUUGUUGUCGUUUCUGCUCCACGAAGCUUCGGCACGAACAAUCACCGUUUCCAUUGUUUUUAUGCUUUGUAAAUGUGCAAAAUGAACCUUUUUCUAGUGAAACGGUGAUUCUGUUUUUACUUGUUUGAACAAAAAAAAUUGUCUCUUAAGCAAUAUGAAGGCCAAACUCUGCUGAGUGGCCAGAGUUUGGUGUGCAAAAAGAAGAAAAAGAAGCUCAGUUGUUGGUAAAUUAAGCAAAAUAAACAUCAGGAAUGAGAAAAUUGAGGCGGGUUUUGGUGACAGCGGAUCCAGAACCCGAAUCUCACUUUGGUUUGAUUAUCGACUGUUUGAUUUGCGGUCUUCGCCUCUGAGCGCUACUCGAAUGACUAAAGCUUCGCUAUCGUCUGAAUUACCAACUGCUUUUCUGCAAACGUUUGUCCGACUUGUUGCACUUUCAGCCUCCACUUGUGUUCACAUACCUCAUUUUUGAAAUGUUUCCUUUGCUUCUGUUUCACCACAGACCUCAUUACCUCAGAACAUGUACAGCGCUGAUAUUUGACCACAGUUCCAUGUAAGUUUUAAAGUGUAUCUUUUCACUUUGGAUUUCACAUAAGAGCUUGAAGCUGUCGGGUAAAAACACAUAAUACAGUUUAGAAGAACCACAGAGUCCUGAAGACGCCAAGAUUUUUAACAAGAUGUUUUUUAAUAUUUUGAAAUUCUUUUAAAUGCAAGAAUCAUCCUCCAUGCUUAUUAAUCACAUAAUUUCCUUUAACAGAUCUAUUCGGCAUCGACACUAAGCUGUGAUGUACGGAAGUCUAUUGAUGCCAAGACAAAAAUUUUGAAUGGAAAAAAAGACAAAUUUAGACAAUAUUAUGAGAUAUUAAAGUUCAAAAAUGCAAAUAGAAUCUUACUCAAGUAUAAUUACAAACACAUAAAUAAUUGAACUCAAUGUACAGUGGUGGAAAAAAGUUUUGGACACCCUUAAAAUUUUACACAAGCUCAAAUAUUAUGAAAUAUUUGUGGAAAAAUCUUCUUUGCAUUUCAUAAGACAUGGCUGCAUUAGACAGACACUUAUUGUUUACAAGAAAAACUCACAAAGCUAAAUUUUACCAAAAUGACUCAACACUCAUUUUUUAAUGGAACAAAUCAAUUUUAAAAUUUUAAUGCUUUUUAAAGGAUUUGUUUAAUUUUAUGGCUGUGAUUGUAGUAAAAUAAAGUACAUUUGAAGAUGUACAAGUGAUUCUUAAUGCGAUAUUUCACAAAUGUAUGGGGUUUCCAAAAACUCUUUUCCACCAAUAUAUUGAAAUGUUUUCAUAAAACAACUAAACAUUUGACUUAGUUGAGCCGAAUAAUUGGGUGUUUUCUUUUUUUGGAUAAAAUUUGAAUUGACAAGAGUUUAAUUUCGUAUUUUAUUAGUAAUGCUACAGUUUAAUGUCUUUUUUGUGUUUUUUAACGUUAACAAGACAUUAGACAACCAAAAAAGAUAUUAAUGAUGUACAAAAAAAAUCAAGGGGGAUGAAUCACAGUUAAAUGAAGCAGAAAUGAUAUGUAAUAGUUAAAAUAAUAAAGAAUGUUAAAGAACUUAUGUAUUUUUUCCAGGAAUUCAGCAGCUCUUUGCACUGUAACUGAAUAGUACAUGAAUGCUGCUGCAGUCAGGUGAGCUCAUCUGAUGACAGCAGCAUCAUGUGACCUGCUAACCAAUCACUGCUCCUCCUGUCCUUGUUUACAAAAGCCAUAAUGGAGGGAAACACAUCCGCUUGGAAAUCAACCAAAAGAGGGAAAAAAAGCUUCACUGCAGAGUAGAAAUCAUUCAUUUUUAAAAUUCUUUUUACUGAAUAAAUUAUUGCAAAGUGUUUCCAUAAUGAGGUAAAAUAUUUCAUCGAAUUUUCCUCCAAGUUUGAGUACAAUUAUUGAAACAAAUGUUCAUGUCAGUGGUUUUUGUUUUAUUCAUUUAUUUAUGAAAAAAUUAUGAAGCGGGUUUUAGUUGAUUCCAUAAAUGGUAAUAUCAUCUAGUUAUGUCUUAUAAUUUUACCAAAUAUCUCAUAUUUAUAAGAAAAGAUCUCAAAAUUGCAUAUUUAAAUCAUACAAUUAUGAAUUCUUGUUAUAUGAAGAAAAACAGACAAGCUCUCAUAAUUUCGAAUUAUAUACUGCAAAAUAACUUUAUUAUACCAUGUUAUUAUGACAUAUACAUGGUGUAGUAGUGGUAAUAUUUCAAGAUUUUUGUCUCAACUUUGACAUUAAUGUGAUGAAAAGCAGAUUGGAGUCGUAAUUAUGUGAAAGAAGUUGUUCAUAUUUGAGAUGUUUUCUCAUAUUUACUGUUCAUUAUAAUUUUUUUAUAUCAUAAUGAACAGAAAUCCUAAUUAUGUAAUAAGAUGUGAUUAUUUCAUUGUUUUCUAAAUGUUUCAAGAUCUCAUCUUUGCGAAAUGGGGGUGUCAUUUCUCAGUUUUGUGAUGCACAUAUCCAGAAUUUCUCUGAAAAAUUAAGACUUGUGUGAAAAUCUUGACAUUUGAAACUUUUGUUUGACAAAUACAUCUGAUUAUGUUUGAAAUAAUUUAUAUUUCUUGUAAUUGUUAUAACUCAAGGAAAUACUGUUAUUGUUAGAAAAGUAUUUUAAAGAGAUCUUUUCUAGUAAAUAUAUAAUAUGUUGUAAUUAUGUAAUAUGGAUACAAGAAACGAUGUAAACUUAUGGUUGGUUAUGAGAAAAGAGAUCAUAAUUUUAAAUAAAUGAUCAUCUAGGAGCUUCUAUCAUACUUGAGCGAUACAGAAAAAUUCAAUAGAUGUUUUCAGACUUUUGGAUUUAUAAGAUCUUUUUAUUCUCACACUGACAUGAACAUUUGUUUUUCUGUUAUAGAAACUUGUUGGGAUUUUCUUUUUUAACUUCUUACUGUGUUGCUUUAGAAAUAAUUUCAUCUGGAUGCGUUUCUCUCCAACUUUGUUUUUAAGGAGGUCCACAGUUGUCGUUUUUUCGUCUUUCUUUUGGCACUGAGACGCGUUCAGACGCCGUUCAUCAGAACAUAUCGCAGAACUCACUUUUGUUCCUGUGAGUUUUUAUUGUAUUUGUUGGCGGUUUCCUGAAAAGUGGUUGUGUGGUUCCCGCUUGGAGAGAAGACGAUGUUACGUACGUUCGGCUUCUUCGUUGAAAAGCUGCGAACGAGAAAAAGAAGGGAGUAGGUUCUGCAGUAAAGAUUUAUCAGUCGGACCUCCGUAUUUACCAUAAGUCCUGCAAGUUCCUUAAAGAGACUCUGAACUUAUCAGGGGUUCUUCAGGGAACAAUUUGAGAUCCUCUUAUUGUUAAAUGCAAAUGUGUGAACAGGGGGCAUGAAAGGGAUGUUUUAGUAUUUUUAAGAGUUUUACUGUUAGCUUUAUUUUUAUUUGAAUAGUUGUACUUUGUGUGUAAUGAAAUGAGGAAACUAAUCCUGGAGGCGUGUUUUUUUUGUUUUAUACGUCAAGUAUCUCUUUGUACUCGGUGUCUGAUCCUGAUGAACUGACCUGCUCGUUUUGUCAUCUGUGUUUGGAUUUAAUGCAAUACUUUUGAUAAAAUGUGCCCUUUUUUGUAAUUCAGCACUGAAAACCAAAUCUGACAGUUUGCUAUUUAAUACCACGAUUUAAAAAAAAAAAAGUGCUGGAUUUGAAGAGUUGGACGAUCGGGAUACAGAGGACAAAGUCAGCCAAUGUGAAAAUUAACUCAAAAUUGAUGUGACCUUUGACUCUGUUGUGACCAAUGUCGGUUUUGAGUGAAUUCUUACCAACAUGAACUUGUUGUGUUUGGCUGUUUUACUUGUGUUGAUCACAUCCGAAUGUCAUUUACGCCAAGUUCCACCUGUCAGCCAUGAUGAUGUAAUGGUGGUGAUGGUUUGUUUUUUAUUAUUAUUUCUAUGACCUGUUUUAGUCAGGUACUUUUUAGUGUUAAAACUCCAACAAAACCAAUAAAUGUUCACAACUACCCAAA